Molecule: messenger RNA, 1989 nt
Organism: Nylanderia fulva
Lineage: Eukaryota; Metazoa; Arthropoda; Insecta; Hymenoptera; Formicidae
Product: trypsin-1
Biological process (GO): proteolysis
Molecular function (GO): serine-type endopeptidase activity
Source: RefSeq, a predicted model, not a curated record
AGAUAUAAAACUGUAUCUAAGAUAUAUAACUGUAUUAACUGUAACUUAUGACUUCUAAUUAUCAGCGGAUUAAUAAUUGCUUGCUUAAUCAUUUACAGCUGAAUUUCCCACGUCAAAAAUAAAAAUUGUAACAUUGACGUCUUUGGUAGAUCGUGAAUGUGAAGAGUCGCACGACUGAGUACUGUUAGGAUCCCUCCCUAUCCUGAUCUUUCACGCAUUCUCUUCUCCUACUCUUCCUGCUUUUUUAUCUUUCUUUUAUCAUCUCUUCUUCGCGCUCUGUUCUCCGUAAAAUUAGAAGGGAGAGAGAUGGAAGCCGCGUGCGGAUACCACCGCAUAAUCAUCGUCAUCGUUGCUUAUCUCCAUCGUCGAAUGUAUACUUGACAUUGAAUAUUCAAUAUCCUCGCGCGUCUCUCUUCAGCGAUGGAUCUUCGCUUUGGAAUAUUCCUUGUAAUCUUCUUGAUUGCAGCCUUUAUCUGGCAGCCUAUCAACAGCAAAAAUUCAGGUAAUCAUGCUUCUUCAAAGAAGAAAAAUUCAACCAAAAUUCAACUCAGUGAAGGUAUUGCGUUCAAUCCUUUUCUUCAGCAAUCCAUAAAUUCUAGUGCUGACAGCAAUAUCUUUCUGUCGUUACAUGUCAACGAAAAUGAAAAGCCAAAUAUAAUUCAAGAGAAUAAUUCAUCCAGCACUGCAGUCUUCACUAACAAUCCCUUCUUGAACUUUGGGACUGACACAAGAGUUGAUACAGGAACUUCUAAUGCACCGGAACCAGUUACACAAGCAUCUUAUAGACCACUGCCAUCUGCACCAGUAAUUAAUACACCAUCAUCAUCAUCUCAUGCACCACCAGCACCAGUUAAUAACCCUUUUAUAAUACCUCCUACAAAUAAUCCUCCUAUUAAAGUUAAACCUCCAUCCUCAGGAACAGCAUCAUUGGAGGAUAUACCUAUCAGGAUCGACUCGAAAACAAGAUCAGAGCUUAAAUGCGACGAAUAUGUGAGAGAACUCGUAGGCACAACUGAGAUAAUGUCGCUGGCCGGCAUAUCGUCUGACGUGAUCAAGCUGGACAAUGUCUGUCGGGAUACGAAUCGUUUGGUCGUCGGUGGCACCGAGGCCAAAGCCGGCGAAUUUCCGCACAUGGUCGCCUUGGGUAGACGUAAUUCCGACGAGACGUUUACCUUGAUGUGCGGCGCGACGCUGAUCUCACAUACUUGGGUACUUUCAGCUGCGCAUUGCACUUACGGACCAAAUGGCGCACCGACUGAUGUGCGAAUAGGCUUUCACAGAUUGACAGAACAACAACCUGGUGUCACAAUUACCAUCAAAAGAAUGAUACGACACACGGAUUACAAUCCACCCGCAAUGUAUGCGGACAUAGCUCUAAUAGAACUCAUGAAUAGCGUUACGUUUAGUAUGUUGAUACGACCUGCGUGUCUUUAUCAACAAUACGAUACUGUACCUACAAGUGCCUGGAUCAGCGGCUGGGGUGUCACCGAAUUCGCUGGAGAUCAGACAGAUCGAUUGCAGAAGGCUAAGCUGGAUCUGGUGGACAAUUUAGCGUGCACAAUACGGCAUAACAGUUCCAAAGAGAUUCCUCAUGGUGUCACACCGAGUAUGAUCUGCGCCGGUGAUCCUCGUGGCGGUUGGACCAGUGAUUCCUGCCAGGGCGACUCCGGAGGUCCUCUACAAGUUAUCCAUCCUAGGAAUCUGUGCGUCUUCCAAGUGAUCGGUGUCACCAGUUUUGGUCAAGGCUGCGCGAUCAUCAACACGCCUGGCGUGUACACGAGAGUAUCCCAUUAUAUUUCGUGGAUUGAGAAUAUCGUCUGGCCACAAUAACGAGUUGACAUGCUUCUUAUGCUGCUUAUCCAAUUAUUAUUUGUCAAAAGAAUUUUAUCAAUGGUUGUGAAAGCUAAUUGUAUAUAUGUUAUACGUCUAUUAAUUGUGAUGUGCAUUAAACAGUCUGCAGUUCUGACUAGAAUAUUGAAACGGAAAAGU